AUGUCUGACAGGUAUCCGGUCUGCAAAAAAACAGCUUUAGAUGUGCCGGUCAGAUUACAAGGACCUUCGAGUGAAAACGGUACUGGCCGUGUUGAAGUCUUCUUCAAUGGAACUUGGGGAACAAUCUGUGAUGAUAGAUGGGAUUUUAGAGAUGCUAAGGUUGUAUGUCGUCAACUUGGUUAUCAAGAUGCAAUCAGAUCUCUUGAAGGGUGGCAGGUUCCUGCAGGUUCUGGACGAAUAUGGUUAGAUCAUGUUAGUUGUUUCGGAACUGAAAAUAGCAUAUCAAGUUGUUCUCAUCGCGGAUGGGGAAUUCAUGAUUGCACUCAUUGGGAAGAUGCUGGACUAGAAUGUAUAAAAACAGUUUUAGAUGUGCCGGUCAGAUUACAAGGACCUUCGAGUGAAAACGGUACUGGCCGUGUUGAAGUCUUUUACAAUGGAACUUGGGGAACAAUCUGUGAUGAUGGAUGGGAUUUUAAAGAUGCUAAGGUUGUAUGUCGUCAACUUGGUUAUCCGGAUGCCGUCAAAUCUCUUGAAGGGUGGCAGGUUCCUGCAGGUUCUGGACGAAUAUGGUUAGAUGGUGUUAAUUGUUUAGGAUCUGAAAAUAGCAUAUCAAGCUGUUUUCAUCGCAAAUGGGGAAUAAAUAACUGCUAUCACUCGGAAGAUGCUGGAGUAGAAUGUAAAAGAACAGCUUUAGAUGUGCCAGUCAGAUUACAAGGACCUUCAAAUGAAAACGGUACUGGUCGAGUAGAAGUAUUUUACAAUGGACUAUGGGGAACAAUCUGUGAUGAUGGAUGGGAUUUUAGAGACGCUAGGGUUGUAUGUCGUCAACUUGGUUAUCCAGAUGCCACCAGAUCUCUUGAAGGGUGGCAGGUUCCUGCAGGUUCUGGACGAAUAUGGUUAGCUGACGUCAGAUGUACAGGAAAAGAAGAGAAUAUAUCAAGAUGUUCUCAUUCCGAAUGGGGAAUCAAUAAUUGCGGUCAUUCGAAAGAUGCUGGAGUUGAAUGUAGUAAAACAGCUACAAAUGUGUCGAUCAGAUUACGAGGGCCUUUAAGUGAAAGUGGUCUAGGUCGUGUUGAGGUCUUCUACAAUGAAACUUGGGGAACAAUCUGUGAUUAUGAAUGGGAUUUUAGAGACGCUAGGGUUGUAUGUCGUCAACUUGGUUAUUCAGAUGCAAUCAGAUCACUUCAAGGGUGGGAGGUUCCCUCAGGUUCUGGACAAAUAUGGUUAGAUGACGUUAGAUGUACAGGAAAAGAAGAGAAUAUAUCAAGAUGUUCUCAUCGUGGAUGGGGAAUCAAUAACUGCUAUCAUUCGGAAGAUGCUGGAGUAGAAUGUAGUGAAACAGCUACAAAUGUGUCGAUCAGAUUACGAGGGCCUUCAAGUGAAAGUGGUCUAGGUCGUGUUGAGGUCUUCUACAAUGAAACUUGGGGAACAAUCUGUGAUGAUGAAUGGGAUUUGAGAGACGCUAGGGUUGUAUGUCGUCAACUUGGUUAUUCAGAUGCGAUCAGAUCACUUCAAGAGGAUGAGGUUCCCUCAGGUUCUGGACAAAUAUGGUUAGAUGAGGUCAGUUGUAAAGGGAAAGAAGAGAAUAUAUCAAGAUGUUUUCAUCACGGAUGGGGAAUUCAUGACUGCGAUCAUUCGGAAGAUGCUGGAGUUGAAUGUAGUAAAACAGCUUUAGAUGUGCCGGUCAGAUUACAAGGACCUUCGAGUGAAAACGGUACUGGCCGUGUUGAAGUCUUCUACAAUGGAACUUGGGGAACAAUCUGCGAUGAUGGAUGGGAUUUUAAAGAUGCUAAGGUUGUAUGUCGUCAACUUGGUUAUCUGGAUGCUGUCAAAUUUCUUAAAGGGGAUCAGGUUCCUUCAGGUUCUGGACGAAUAUGGUUAGAUGAUGUUAGUUGUUUCGGAACUGAAAAUAGCAUAUCAAGCUGUUCUCAUCGCGGAUGGGGAAUAAAUAACUGCUAUCAUUCGGAAGAUGCUGGAGUAGAAUGUACAAAAACAGGUGAAGUUUCCAAAAAUAUUUGCUUACUUUAUUGA
Messenger RNA from Dendronephthya gigantea, 2031 nucleotides. RefSeq names its product deleted in malignant brain tumors 1 protein-like. The record is from RefSeq and is a predicted model, not a curated record. Gene Ontology annotation, cellular component: membrane. Bases 1 to 2031 code for a protein of 676 amino acids. The transcript is spliced from 7 exons. Lineage: Eukaryota; Metazoa; Cnidaria; Anthozoa; Malacalcyonacea; Nephtheidae.